Molecule: messenger RNA, 1173 nt
Organism: Panicum virgatum (switchgrass)
Lineage: Eukaryota; Viridiplantae; Streptophyta; Magnoliopsida; Poales; Poaceae
Product: steroid 5-alpha-reductase DET2-like
Exons: 1
Coding region: 52-864 (270 amino acids)
Biological process (GO): brassinosteroid biosynthetic process
Cellular component (GO): membrane
Molecular function (GO): 3-oxo-5-alpha-steroid 4-dehydrogenase activity
Source: RefSeq, a predicted model, not a curated record
CCCCACCCAAACCCCGCCGCAGUGCCAAGAAAAACCUCCGCCGAAACAAGGAUGGCCAUGGCCGGCGAGGCGGCGGCGGCGGGCGACGCGGUGUUCGCGCUGUGCCUGCUGACGCUCUACCUCAUCAGCCCGCUCACCGUGCUGGGGCUCCGCUUCGCCUCCGCGCCGUACGGCAAGCUGUCGCGCCCCGGCGGUGGCGGCGCCGCGCUGCCGGCCCCGCUGGCGUGGUUCCUCAUGGAGAGCCCCACCCUGUGGCUCCCGCCCCUCGUCCUCCCCCGCCCGCCGCUGCUCGCCGCCGCCCCGCUCGCGGCGCUCCCCGCCGCGCUCUACGCGCUCCACUACGCCAACCGCACGCUGCUCCACCCGCUCCGCCUCGCCCGCCUGCGCCGCCGCGCCCCGGCGGCCCCCGUGCCCGUCCCCGUCGCCGCCUGCGCCCUCGCCUUCAACCUCCUCAACGCCUACGUGCAGGCCCGCUCCGUCGCGCUCCACCUCCACGCGGCGGGCCGCCCGGCCUCCGCCGCCGCCCUGGCGCGCUGCGCCGCCGGGCUGGCGCUCUUCGCGUGGGGGAUGCGGACCAACGUCGCCGCCGACAAGGAGCUGCUGCGGCUCAAGGAGGCGGGCGGCGGGUACAAGAUCCCCCGGGGCGGGUGGUUCGACCUGGUCGCCUGCCCCAACUACCUCGGCGAGGCCGUCGAGUGGCUCGGCUUCGCCGUGGUGGCGUGGACGCCCGCGGCGUGGGGCUUCUUCCUCUACACCUGCUCCAACCUCGUGCCCAGGGCCAGGGACCAGCGCCGCUGGUACCUGCACAAGUUCGGCGCCGAGUACCCGUCGUCGCGGAAGGCCUUCGUCCCCUACAUCUACUAGCUGCAGUGCAGUACUCGGAGCUUCUGUAAAAUCUGAGGUGGGAAAAAAAUGGUGUCUUCACCCAUCCAAGCCUUUUGCAUUGUGUCUCUAUUUUUGAGAUUUCGUUUCCUGUCUCAAUUUAUACAUGUAUUCUGAUUCAUGCUGGAUUUUAAGCUUCAAACGGGAAUUUUGCUUGGAAGGGAACCUGGACUGCUCCCAGCGCUGUAGGCUGUAGCACAAAAACUCAUGUUCAUCCGGGCAUCUACACUUUGCAGCCACAAAAUGCUACGAACAUUGUGAUCGGUUAAUUCUCUAUUUUCGGCGUCUGAA